Messenger RNA from Cooperia oncophora, 1080 nucleotides. NCBI's taxonomy places the organism in Eukaryota, Metazoa, Nematoda, Chromadorea, Rhabditida, Trichostrongylidae. The record is from the annotation of a GenBank genome assembly.
AUGGCCAAAGCUUGUAGAUCGAAAGCGUCGGGCGUGAGAAAAGUCUCCCGCCGGGUUAACUGGUGUGCGGAGCCCAGCACCUCCGAUCUUGACGAAUGUGACAGUAGUGAGAACAAUAUAGAUAGAUUGACUCAUAGGGAGCGUCAAGGUCGUAGAGAAGAGCUGGUCAAGUCAAAGCAUCAGGCCAGGAGAUCCGAAGGGGUCUCGGAGUGGCAGGUCGGACGAUCCGCAGAGACGCGUCGAUCGGCAGACCGGAAGUCGUGCCUGAGAGUGAGAGUAGAACCAGCCACCAUGUUGAAGAUAAAAUUCAUGGUACAGACGUCGCGUGCGAAUUGGAUACCGGAGCCUCGAAGGAUAGGUAAACCUCCGCUCACAGAAGCUACGAUUGAGGCAACAGCUUAUAACAACAGCCCAAUUAAGUUCUGCGCAUUUUGUUCCAACUGUUCUCGACCUGGACACAUGGCCAAAGCUUGUAGAUCGAAAGCGUCGGGCGUGAGAAAAGUCUCCCGCCGGGUUAACUGGUGUGCGGAGCCCAGCACCUCCGAUCUUGACGAAUGUGACAGUAGUGAGAACAAUAUAGAUAGAUUGACUCAUAGGGAGCGUCAAGGUCGUAGAGAAGAGCUGGUCAAGUCAAAGCAUCAGGCCAGGAGAUCCGAAGGGGUCUCGGAGUGGCAGGUCGGACGAUCCGCAGAGACGCGUCGAUCGGCAGACCGGAAGUCGUGCCUGAGAGUGAGAGUAGAACCAGCCACCAUGUUGAAGAUAAAAUUCAUGGUACAGACGUCGCGUGCGAAUUGGAUACCGGAGCCUCGAAGGAUAGGUAAACCUCCGCUCACAGAAGCUACGAUUGAGGCAACAGCUUAUAACAACAGCCCAAUUAAGUUCUGCGGUAAGUGCACGAAAAGCCGAGAUGGAUUUACACGUACUAGAACUACUCGCAGUUUGUGCGGUAGAGAUAUGAUCCGAGCUUUGAGGAUCGAUUGUGGACCCCAUUAUCAGAGUAUACAUGAAAUGCAGGAGAAGCCUCUGCCGAAGCCGGAGCAGAAGCUUGCUAAGAUCAUAGAAGAUAAUGAUUGUAUUUAA